AUAGUUAUACGAAAAACUGAAACUGGAGACAAUCGAUGAUUUGGCAUCCGUAAAAAAUCCAAAGAAGCGCUGUAAAGGGCUAGCGAUUAUACUCGUCUUGGUUAUACUAGUAAUCACGUGCCUUUGCCUGGCAACCGUCAUCUAUACCCGGAUAUCGGAAGAAAAAGAGGAACACGCUAAAUACCAGGACACUCGUCGUUUUGAAUGUGACAUUAUGUUCCAUGACCCGGAUGAUGACGUUCCCAGACGGCAAGUUAAUUUGAAUGUUGAUAUUGAUAUUAAGAUUGAGAUUUCAAACGACACUAAGGCAACCAAAAAAGGGACGACGACAAGGAAACCCAUGAAAACGACCGAAACCCAAGAGAAAGAGAAGACUACGACUCAAAAUAGACACGAACCCACUACUCAGCAGCAUCGCGGCAAAACUACCACUAUCGACCCUGAGUACGAAACUACUUUGUUAAAAGAGUGGACGACGCCUAGAUAUCCUACUACUCGGCCUAUAAAUCCCAUCGCUAGCCCCACGACAGAUAAGCAAACGACAGAUGUAGUAAUUUCUACCAAGGAAAAUGUUAAAACCACGGCUUACAAACACACAACUACGGACCAUAACGAACAAACUACCAGCGGACCGGAAGCUACAACGCUCAAGGAACAACCUACUACGUUAUCUUUCUCGAGCCUGAAUCCUCACCUGCAUCACAUGAAAGAAGACAUCAUUGUGAACAUUGAGAACAACACAGAGGUUUUUAGCAUCCCUGCAACCGAUGGUCACGAGGCCAUCAUGAUGCUGCAUGAUUUUACAAAUAGAUAUACAGCUUAUCUACUUGUCGAACAGGAACUGUGCUUCGUGAAAGACAUUAAUCCCCUCUUGAUGAUUCCAUUUUUCCUUUUCCAAGUCUUGUUGAAUCCUCUAUAUCUCUUGCAAGAGUAUUUCGUUACUCGUGAUUCAUACAUCGCCAUUCCACCACCGUUAGAUUCACUGUCGACGUUCGGUGCAGAGAUAGAUAGUAUGUGCGGCAGUGUUCCAACAUUCUGGCUGGAGGAAAUGAAUGACGAAUACGAAACAGUGGACAUCACCGAACUACCGUGGUGGGACUGGGGUUACCCUGAGUGGUUUAACCGACGAAGGCGUUCAGUUAAAGGAAAACUAAAGAAAAUCCAGGUUUUCGACAGUGAUGAGAAAGUUCACGAUAUGAAGAUUUUGUUCAAGUCCCCUUCAAAUUAAGAGCUUGAUCCUGUCAGCAUACAUCGAGAUCACUCCUAAGCAUUACAAUAAUAUUAUUAAUUAUACCUGCUUCGAGUACAUCAUUUCAAUCACUUUCUUCAGUCAGAAACGAAACUUUACUUUCAAUUAGACUGUCUUAUGAAUGGAUCUCUUUAAAUAAUAAUCCGAAUGGAUGUACCAUAUUUGAAAAUUUGUGAUUGAUAAAACACACGGUUUUACACAUUUUAAGUAAAAGUAAAUCUACACUGUAUUUUAACAUAUUUUGUCAAUAUUUUAAGGUGAUACUAGAUUUAAACACACACAGUAAAUCUUAAUCUGAUUUGAUCAUAAUUUGAUUUUUAUAUUUAUCAAAAACUUUCAACUUUUCGCUUUGUACUUAACAUUCCCGAUUCUAUAUUAAAAGAAGUCUAAGUUUGCGACCCAAUUUGGCGCGUAACAGUAGAUCAAAUGCCGUAUAUUCGUGAAAUGAACAUGGAAACUGGCAAUUAUGGUCCGAGGGUAUGUUGGAGUGUCAUUCUUAUCUUUUGUCUUUUGGAAGUCGAAGAAUCUACCACCCUAAAAUCUUCAGAUUUAUUAUUUAUUUUAAUCUUUUACCUAAACGAUUCCGUAUUUGGUUUAAGGGGCUGCCUUAGGGAGAUUGGGCAAGCGCCCCUUUCACCACUCCCUUUACUCUGCAGCCAAACAAACUUUACAAACUGAAACUAAAGCUGAAUAAUACUAUAAAUAGUUAGGCUGACAUAGCUUGAUCAUUAUGUGCAACAUGUGCCUUAUAUGCUUAAGACGACUGUACAUUAGUUUUCGUAUUGCACUUUAGGAAUGUACAACUAUGCACAUAGUGUAAACUAAUAUUACGGUACAUUGCAUUAAAACUGUGACGGUAUAUAUGCUUGUGUUUAUUGCUAAACACACAUGACACAAAAUUAACACAAUUUUUUUGCACACGAAUAUUUCGUCCUGCCUUCAGAAUCUUCUCAAUUAACGUGAAUCAAAUUGUUGCCCUUUCAACAUUGGUUCACGUUGAAAACAUUCUGGGGCGGGGG
Messenger RNA from Anneissia japonica, 2268 nucleotides. RefSeq lists its product as uncharacterized. Gene Ontology annotation, cellular component: extracellular exosome; Golgi apparatus; plasma membrane. Lineage: Eukaryota; Metazoa; Echinodermata; Crinoidea; Comatulida; Comatulidae. Bases 215 to 1228 code for a protein of 337 amino acids. Gene Ontology annotation, molecular function: amyloid-beta binding. The record is from RefSeq and is a predicted model, not a curated record. Gene Ontology annotation, biological process: negative regulation of amyloid precursor protein biosynthetic process. The transcript is spliced from 7 exons.